AUGGCCAAGUGGACGGCGUUCGCCAUCGUCCAGAUGCGAUCGGCGCUCGAGCAGGAGAACCCAGAGCCGGCGAUGCUCGAGCGCCGGGUCGUGGUCGCGAGCCAGUGGAUCCUACUCAGCGGCAGGCGCGUCUUCGAGGACGCCUUCGCCGCAAGCACUCUGUCGCUGUUCGAGGUCAGAGCGCUGGCCCCUGGACCUCUCUACACGGGGAUAAGGCACCCGGGGUCGGCGUUACGCGGUUUCCUUGGUCAUUUUCUCCGUAGCGCCUCAGUGGCGCCUGAGCAAGGUUGUGAGGGGGAGUACGGACUAGGGAUUGUCUACCCUGCCUUGAAUGGGAUAAACGCCACAGAAAAAAACCCUCGCUUCGAGCUGAAACUUUGCGAGUCUGUCAUCAACUCGACUUCCAUUACUCCCAUCUUGUUCCCGCGGCCAUCUUUCGUCAUCUUCACUCUGUUAUUCCAGCUGCAGGCGACUCUGGCGGGACUGGACUCGAGGGUCUCUGGUGCCGGCGCGAGCCUCGUCUCGGAUGUGCCAACCUUGGCCACGUUGCCACCCGCGCAACCCACCGGCACCGAUGCGUGCGCUUUCGACAGCAUCAACAGCCUGGUCGAUCGCGUGGCCAGCGACUGGACCGGAUACAACAUCUCGCUGCUUUACAUGGCUACCACUACCAUUCUUAAGACCAUUAUGAAAUACUACGUGCGCAACCACGACGGGUCGGUUCCCGCCAUCCCCAUCACUAGAAGCCCUACGAGACCAGAGCCCGAAGUGACAUCGAGUAAACCACGAACACCCUCCCCAUGGCUGCCGACUACGGUUAACCUAGCUUCCUUCUUCUUUUCGAUUCAAGACGAAUCUGUCCUGUCUAAUCAAGCAAUUCGCGAGCUGCCUGUUGUCACCGAUAUUCUAAUGCUCGAAACACCGCCACCCUCGAAACUCACCUUCGUGGCUGCCGAGCAUAUUGAGCUCUGCUCAUCGGUUGGCAGGGCCGUAUCAGACGCGCAGGGACGAACGAAAAACUCCCUGGACCAAUCCAAUGGACAGAUCGCCAGCGCGCAGCAGGAGAUUGCAGAUACCAACAGGAUGUCGUCAAAAAUAGCGAGCCAGGCCAGACGGCAUGAUGAGAAUGCAGAGGGAAACAGCAUCCUCUUCUGGACAACCUUUUGGAUCCCAAUCGUCAACGUCGUCACAAUCCGUCUCCCUCUCCCUAGCAGCAGAAAACAAAGGCUCGCAGCAUCUUGCCGCGAAACCGCUCAAAGGCUGACCGCCGAAAUCGUCACCAAAUCGGCCGAGAAAGUCUCCCUCAAAGCCAUCCGAUACGGCCUUGACAGCUCCCUGGCGAGAUUGAAUUUAGCUGAAGGCGAGGCCAACGAGCGAGCGCGCCACGCAGCAGGAUUCAGGGACUAG
Molecule: messenger RNA, 1407 nt
Organism: Lasiosphaeria miniovina
Lineage: Eukaryota; Fungi; Ascomycota; Sordariomycetes; Sordariales; Lasiosphaeriaceae
Exons: 11
Coding region: 1-1407 (468 amino acids)
Source: RefSeq, a predicted model, not a curated record